GAAAAUCAUUAGAUCGAAGAAGAAGAAGAAAGAAAGAUCAAGUGCCCCUCUUUCUUCUUCGAUCUUCUUAUACUUAUAACAUACGUACAACAUAUGCAUAUGGAUUAAGUAAUUGAAGGGUUAAGUACGUACAUACUCAAUUCAAUUGAAAUCGCUACCUCAAGAAGUCAUACCAUUAAAUAUUAUCAUAUACUAUGCACUCUGGCCCUAAUCACCCUCCACCGCCCCCAUACGUGAUGCUUCAAGAUCAGGGUGCCCCCGGCCACUAUCCAGGACCCCAUGGUCGCAAUCCUCCCCGGUUCAAUGGCCAAUACCGCCCCAACGGGCGCCGCAAAAAUACUUGCUUGAGGUGCUAUUGUUGUUUCUAUUGUUGCUUUUUCAUAACUUUAGUGGUGAUUAUCGCAGCCUUGGUCAUCAGCUUCAUCAUAAUUAACCCGCACGUGCCCGAGUACAAAAUUAAUGACUUCUCCGUCAAGGCAUUCAAUCUCACCCCUGAUCUCAACCUCCACGCGCAUUUCGUGAUCACGGUAAAGGCUGAGAACCCUAACAAGCAAAUCUCCAUCAUAUAUGGCAAGGGCAGCAGUGUAACCCUCUUGUACUCGGGGAUGAAGCUUUGCUCUGGGAAGGUACCAGAUUUUACUCAACCCACAAAGAACACGACCAUGAUGAAUGUAGACCUCAAAGGAGACUUGAAAGGGAGUGACUUUGGAGGCUCCUUGGGAGAGUCACUCAUGGAGAAAAUGAAGAGUGAUAGGAUCCCUUUGACUGUUGCGGUUAGGGUACCUGUAAAUGUAGCGAUGGGAAAAAUGCAUGUGUUGAAAGAUCCAAUGGGGAUUUAUGUCAACUGCUCCAUGGUCGUCAAUAAUUUGUCCCAACCAGAUAAGAAAGUAGGGAUUUCAGACAAAAAAUAUGACAUUGAUUUUUCAUAUAAGUUCAAACAUUGAUGAAAACCCCAUGUUAUAUACGAGGUAGGAAGUUGAGCAUUAUGUUAGCUAUAUUCUAGCUAGCUAGCUGCUUAAUUUCUGCAGAGGGAAGUUCAAUUGCAGGGUUAAUUAAUGUGUUGUUCUUACACAAACAAAUUUCUUCAUUUUUUUCCUUCCAAAUGUAAUGCACAAAAUUAUUGCGUCUGUUACUUUAGCAAUUUUUUUUUCAAGCGCGGAAUUAUAAAUGGUACAGUACAGAUGUGACUUUGUUUGCA
This is a messenger RNA of Prunus avium (sweet cherry), 1198 nucleotides long. RefSeq names its product NDR1/HIN1-like protein 13. Gene Ontology annotation, cellular component: plasma membrane. Gene Ontology annotation, biological process: defense response to other organism. NCBI's taxonomy places the organism in Eukaryota, Viridiplantae, Streptophyta, Magnoliopsida, Rosales, Rosaceae. The record is from RefSeq and is a predicted model, not a curated record.